Melanotaenia boesemani (Boeseman's rainbowfish) is the source of this 4026-nucleotide messenger RNA. It is a transcript of the gene adgrg4a, whose product is annotated as adhesion G protein-coupled receptor G4a. The coding region runs from base 1 to 3312 and encodes 1103 amino acids. The transcript is spliced from 27 exons. Gene Ontology annotation, biological process: adenylate cyclase-activating G protein-coupled receptor signaling pathway; cell surface receptor signaling pathway. The record is from RefSeq and is a predicted model, not a curated record. Lineage: Eukaryota; Metazoa; Chordata; Actinopteri; Atheriniformes; Melanotaeniidae. Gene Ontology annotation, molecular function: G protein-coupled receptor activity. Gene Ontology annotation, cellular component: membrane.
AUGCUGAAACCAAAUGAAUGGUAUUCCAUUUGUAUCACCUGGUCUGGCCGAGCGCAGAGGCUGAGGGUAUACAUAAAUGGAGCAAUUCUGUAUGAGGAACCCCUGGAUCCCAUACCCCAGAUACUGGACCCAAAUGGCACUCUCACUCUGGGGGUAUCUCAUUUUGUUGACACAAAUGGUGAAGUGCGGCCAGAGAGUGGGACUAACCUGCUUGGUGAGGUUGGGCUUUUCAUGAUAUGGAGCAAAGAAUUUAGGUCUGAGGAGUUGAGGAGAAUGAACUGUGUAGAUGGGGAUAUACUGAGCUGGGAUCUACGGCACUGGAAGUAUGACUACCCUCCUGAACCCGAUUACAGCCUGCACUGUGCAUGUUCACAUUAUAAAAUCAAAGCAUGGACGUUCAUAGCUAAAUCUACAAACCCUGGAGACAACUCUUUGUCAUUUCAUGAACUCACAAGAAUUUGGCUUGAAAGCAUUUUUCCUGUCAACAUUUCUGUCCAGGAGAUUUUUGUGUCACCCGCCAGCCAAAGCUGCCGUGUGGUUAAUAAUUCUGCUGCUCUGUAUGCUCAACAACCUCAGGAAUGGGGAAAAUUGCCAAAUGUCAUCGGUGAAAAAGACUUCUGCUGUGAGGUUUAUGUCAACGUGGAGCCUGCUAGUUAUGUAGAAGUGAUUCAGGAACAUAUAACUGAGUUACUGAGUAAGCCCUUUACUAACAACGUCUUCACUCUGAUGGCUGAGCCUAACAGCAUCUUCGUACUUCCUGUGGAAAUACUGCCUUUGGUGACAAAACCUCCACCAUCUGUCAGCAGUGCUUUACCUAAGACAGAAAGUGCAACUCUGAGCAAGCCAGUUCAACCCAGCAGCAUGUCAACAACCGAAGAACCUUUAGAUCUCAAUGAAACUGCUGUUGAAUCAGAUAUGUUCUUUAGAGUUAAUGCUACCCUAAAUAUGACAAGCAGUGUGGCAAAACCAAAGGAUGUCAUUAAGAAAUGGAUCAAAUCACUGCUUGAAGUAAAUACAGCCAUGACAGUGCUGAACCUUGUUGCAACAGAGAUUUCCAACAGGAACAUGAAGAAAAACACUGAAUUAAUAACUUCUUACAGCCAAGAGAAACAAUAUUUCUGCAGCUUUCAUGUUCAGAACAGCAGAAGGGACAAUGCAACUGAAAUCAUACUUUUAAUUCACGAAGCUUUAAAAUCAAAGUAUGAUAAUGGGACCUUUAUCAUUCAAACUGGAGAUGUGGUAGUUCGCCUAAUAGAGCCUCAAAACUGCCCAGAAGACACCAUGUCAACUAUCUAUGGGCUUUAUAGAUGGGCGGAAACAGCUCCACAAGAAACUCAAAUAAUGUUGUGCGAAAAGCCUGCAUCAGAGAGAGCAUCCAGAUUUUGCAAGUUAAAUAUUGAAAAUGACCAAACCAGCUGGGCUGAUCCUGAUAUGACAAACUGCGACAUAACUUUAUCAAUAACAGACCUCAGCAAUGUCACAGUCACCGCUGAUAAUGCGGCUGAGGUUGUGGACAUGAUUCAGGACCUUAUAGAUGUUCAGCUGAAUAACAGUUCCCACCUCUCUUCCUCGGAGCUUGGAGUUAUUGUGACGAAGCUCCAUGAGGUGGUUGAUGUAAGCAUCAUUGAGCCUGAUGUUGGAGUUCACAUUGUCAAUAUUGUUGCCGAUAUCCUGGUUUCUGAAACUGAUGUCACCCCAGUGUCUAACAAUCUCCUCGAUCUGACGGAUAGGAUGGGAAACAAUAUGGAGUUCCAAAGUGAAUAUGCAAGUCUAACAGCUCCUGCACUGGCUCUUUCCAUGGUUAAUGUGGAUCCAGGUGAUUUCAAUGGCCUCACCUUUGGUGUGUCUCUGUCAUCUACAGUGAACCCCGAGGUCUUUGUCAACCAAAGUUUUGUGAGUAACCCACUACCCAAGACAAGUGCAACUAUCGCUUUGCCCUCGGUACUCAACAACUUUUUCCCAUCUGGAGGGAGAAACACAACCCGAGUUCAGUUUCAGUUUUAUGGAACGCUUGACCUUUUCCAGGAUCCCUUCAUAACCGAUACAACAAAGAGCAAUUGGACAGUAAACUCCUAUAUAGUAUCUGCCAGCAUCAACAACACUCAUAUUAUUAACCUGCAAGAUCGAGUGGUGGUGACUCUCACACAUACAAAUCCCAAACAGCCUGAAGACAGGGUACAAUGCAUGUUUUGGGAUUUCCAGAAGAACAGUGGCCUGGGUGGUUGGAACAGCAGUGGCUGUGAAACCCAGAGUAUUUCAUCUUAUCAGACCAGCUGUCUAUGUGAUCACCUCACUCAUUUUGCUGUUCUCCUGGAUGUAUCCAGAAGCCCCAUCAGUGAAAGUGACAGCCAGAUUCUGACAGUGAUCUCAUUUGUUGGUUGUGGUAUAUCCUCCAUCUUUCUGGGGAUCACUCUACUCACUUAUCUCUUUUUUGAGAAGCUGCGUCAGGACUAUCCAUCUAAGAUACUUGUCAACUUGUCAGUUGCACUGCUGGGGUUGAACAUGCUCUUCCUUCUUGACUCCUGGCUCGCAUCCUUUUCCAACUAUGGCCUGUGCAUCACUACUGCGGCAACCCUACAUUAUUUCCUAUUGGCCACCUUCACCUGGAUGGGGCUGGAGGCUGUGCACAUGUACUUCGCACUGGUUAAAGUGUUCAAUACCUAUAUACCUUCUUACAUCCUCAAGUUCUGUGUCAUAGGAUGGGGUCUUCCUUUGAUAAUAGUCGGCCUGGUGCUGGCCAUAGAUAAAGACGCUUAUGGAAACCUGAUUAUUGAAGAGGCUGUGGUGGAGGAUAUUUCCACUGACCCAUUUUGCUGGUUGCAAAAUGACGUGUUCUUCUAUGUGACCGUGGUGGCAUUUGUUCUUCUGAUUCUAUUGAGCAACAUCUCUGUGUUCAUCGUGGUUCUUAUCCAGAUCAAACAAAUGAAGCUUAAUAAACCUACGGCAAACAGUCACAGCUCCAUGCAGGACUUGAGAGCAGUUGCCAGUCUCACUGUCCUGUUAGGCCUGACCUGGUUAAUGGGCUUUUUUUCAUUUGGGCCUGGCAGAGUGGUGAUAAUGUACCUGUUUUCAAUCUGCAAUACAUUGCAAGGGUUUUUUGUAUUCCUGUUCCACUGUCUGCUGAAGGAAAAUGUGAGGAAGCAGUGGAGGAUCCACUUGUGUUGUGGACGUUUCAGACUCAGUGACACCUCAGACUGGAGCCGCUCUGUGACAGUGGGUGGACACAGCAAAAAAGACAAUCUUUUUAACUCGGAUUCAUUUGCUUCUAACAACACUUCCUCGCUCAGAUCCUUGACUCCUCCCCAGAAUUAGUACCACCACUAGAGGGCAGCUGCUAGCUGUAAUGUGCAUCUCUGUGUUCAUAAGAUCAGAACAAACACUGUUGGCAGUCGUUGCUGUAAAGGUCACCAAGAAAUUAAAUAAAGUACAUGACAUAUAGAUUCUACCCCAACACACUCCUGCACCUUUCACUAAACUCCAUACUGACAAUCUGUUUUGUUCAAAGUAAAGAAAUAUUCUUUGAAAGGCUCAUGUUAGAUAAGCAGCUCAAAUGAGAAGUUUAAAAGCAUAAAAACUUCUUUUCGUCUUAGACGUUUCCAUCAAUGCUUUCACUGAUGUGUUGCUUGUGUCUGUACAACACAAGUAUACAAUGCUGCAUCUAUCAGAUCAUGUUUCACAUUAAAGACGUUGUACAGUCUACCUUCAGAGCUAGAAAUCUUUACCAUUCAUGAUUAAUUAGGUUUUAAUUUAAUAAUGAAAUAUUUCUAUCAGUUUUGCUGAGACAUUUGCUGUGAUUUUACAUCAAGAGCCCUACAUUUGUUUAUUUGCUAUUUGAUCUGGAGAUGAAGAGAGACUCUUGGCAUGUCUAUACAUUAAUUUAGUCUGUGACUGAAUAUUUUAACCCCCUAAAAUCCAGAUUUUUGGGAUGAAUGUAAACUAAUGUAAACAGUUCAUUUCAUUUACCGUUUAUCCAGUAUGAGCAAGCAGCUGGAAAAUUGUCACUGUGUGUUUUUAUUGAACAAUACG